Molecule: messenger RNA, 1794 nt
Organism: Lodderomyces theae
Lineage: Eukaryota; Fungi; Ascomycota; Pichiomycetes; Serinales; Debaryomycetaceae
Gene: PTR22
Product: Ptr22p
Exons: 1
Coding region: 1-1794 (597 amino acids)
Biological process (GO): oligopeptide transport; transmembrane transport
Cellular component (GO): plasma membrane; fungal-type vacuole
Molecular function (GO): tripeptide transmembrane transporter activity; dipeptide transmembrane transporter activity
Source: RefSeq, a predicted model, not a curated record
AUGUUGGAAAAUAAGGAUCAUAUACAAGCUGCUGAACAGCAGCUGGAUGUCGCAUUCACAUCGUCGUCUGAUGCAGCACCAUCUGAUGAAAAACUUCACAAUAUCGUUCAAACUGACUCCAUCGACGAGGAAACCAAGGUCAAGAAAGCCAACUCAAACGAAUUAAACUACAUUGACGAUUCACUUGGAGACGAAGACGAAGGCAGAGAACCAACUGAACAUGAAAUGAAAACAUUGAGACACGUUGCUGAUAGAAUCCCAUAUGCAGCAUGGUUAGUUGCUGUUGUUGAGUUGGCGGAAAGAUUCUCGUACUAUGGACUAUCAGCACCUUUCCAAAACUAUAUGCAACAUGGACCGCAUGAUCAUCCAAAGGGUAUGUUGGCAUUGAAACAACAGGGUGCGACUGCGUUGUCAUACUUUUUCCAGUUUUGGUGUUAUGUCACUCCUAUUUUCGGUGGAUGGAUAGCUGAUACGUAUUGGGGUAAGUACAAGACCCUUUUCGUUGCGUGUUUUGUUUACAUUAUUGGUAUUUUGAUCUUGUUUGUUACUUCGAUUCCAUCCAUCACAAGCAGAAACACGGCGCUUGGUGGAUACGUUACUGCCAUUAUUAUUAUUGGUGUUGGUACUGGGUUGAUCAAGUCAAAUGUUUCUCCGUACUUGGCUGAUCAAGUACCCAAACGGAAACCAAGAAUUUCCAUUAGGAAAAAUGGUGAACGUGUUAUUGUUGAUCCAAACAUUACUGUGCAAAACAUCUUUUUAUGGUUUUAUUUGAUGAUUAAUAUUGGAAGUUUGUCAGUUAUCGCCACUACUGAAUUAGAAGCCCAUGUUGGAUUCUGGGCUGCUUAUUUGCUACCAUUCUGUUUCUUUUUCCUUGCAUUGAUCUCGUUGGUUGCUGGUAAGAACAAAUCAGUUGAUAUCCCAGUAUCAGACAGGAUCAUUAGCAAAACUUUCAAAUGUGCUUGGGUUGGGUUAACCAAUGGGUUCAACCUUGAAAAUGCCAAGCCCUCAGUUCACCCAGAAAAGGAAUUUCCAUGGACCGACCAUUUCGUUGAAGAAGUGAGACGUGCGUUGUAUGCGUGUAAGGUGUUUGUGUUUUACCCAGUAUACUGGGUCACUUAUGGACAAAUGUUGAACAAUUUUGUUUCUCAAGCAGGGCAAAUGAGGGCUCAUGGUUUGCCUAAUGAUUUCUUACAGGCUUUUGACUCGAUUUGUAUCAUUAUCUUUAUCCCAAUCAUGGAGAGAUUUGUCUACCCAUUCAUUAGAAGAUUCACCCCAAUGAAGCCAAUCACCAAGAUCUUUUUCGGAUUCAUGUUUGGUACCGGUGCCAUGAUUUAUGCUGCUGUUUUGCAACACUACAUUUACAAAUCGGGCCCAUGUUACGAUGAUCCUUCAUCGUGUCCAAAUGGUAACAAUAUCCACAUUGCUUUACAAACCCCAGCUUAUUGGUUGAUUGCCAUGUCGGAGAUUUUCGCAUCUGUUACUGGGUUGGAGUAUGCAUACACUAAAGCGCCCGUGUCCAUGAAGUCUUUCAUUAUGGCUCUUUUCCUUGUUACUAAUGCAUUUGGUUCUGCUAUUGGUAUUGCCUUGUCUCCCGUGAGUAAAGACCCCAAGAUGGUUUGGACUUAUACUGGUUUGGCUGUCGCUUGUUUUAUUGGUGGUUGCGCAUUCUGGGUCAUUUACAGUAGUUACAACUCAAAAGAAGAUUCAUGGAAUGAGUUGGAGUAUGAGAAUGAGUUGGAUGAAGCUGUCUUGAGACCUGUCCAUUCUUUGGCUCACUCAGUAAGGAGUAUUUGA